Molecule: messenger RNA, 798 nt
Organism: Eimeria mitis
Lineage: Eukaryota; Apicomplexa; Conoidasida; Eucoccidiorida; Eimeriidae
Source: RefSeq, a predicted model, not a curated record
AUGCGCAGUUACAGCAGCACUGCUGCAGCACGAAACCCUAACAGAUUCAAACCCUCCUCACACGGGGGCCCCCCGGGGGGGGGCCCCCCACACGGGGGCCCCCCAGAGGGGCCCCCUAAGGGGCUUCUUGAGGGGCCCCCCGAGGAGGGGGCCCCGGAGGGGGGGCCCCCGGGGGGGCCCCUAGAGGGGCCCCCAGAGGGGGGCCCCCACAGGGAACUCUUCGAGGGGCCCCCUGAAGGGGGGCCCCUGGAGUGGGGGGCACCAGGGGGGCCCCCAGAGUGGGGGCCCCCAGGGGGGCCGCUGGAGUGGGGGCCCCCAGGGGGGCCCCCGGGGGGGCCCCUAGAGGGGGGGCCCCACCGGGGACUCCUUGAGGGGCCCCCUGAGGUGGGGGUCUUAGAAGGGGGGGAGGAGAAGCGGCCGAGAUGCAGCAGCAGCGAAAGUUAUGACUGCAGCAGCAGCAGCAGCAGCAGCAGCAGCAACAGCAGCAGCAGCAGCAACAGCAGCAGCAGCAGCAGCAAGCAGCAGCAGCAGCAGCAGCAGCAGCAACAGCAGCAGCAGCAGCAACAGCAGCAGCAGCAGCAGCAAGGAGAAAUUAAACGACCUACCGGAGGAGCCUCCUAUUGGCGGUCUAGGGCCAGAAAUGUAACAGCAACAGCAGCAGCAACAGCAGCAGCAGCAGCAGCAGCAGCAGCAGCAACAGCAGCAGCAGCAGCUGCUGCAGCUGCUGCUGCAGCAAGAGGAGGAUUGGCAGCAAGAGCCGUCGGCGCAGCCGCCGUAUGCGCAGUGCUGCCCAGCUGA